Molecule: messenger RNA, 1399 nt
Organism: Prunus mume (Japanese apricot)
Lineage: Eukaryota; Viridiplantae; Streptophyta; Magnoliopsida; Rosales; Rosaceae
Source: RefSeq, a predicted model, not a curated record
AUGGGCACAAGACACAAACUUGGUUUGCAAUUUGUGAUCAUUUAUCAUUUUACUGAGUUAUAUAUUACAGGUCUUGGUGCGGGUCUUGGACUGUUAUUAUUGCUUAUCGGUGCAUGGUUGGGAUACAGAUUCCUAAAGAAACGCUAUACCAUUAAACGCAGGGAGAUGUUCUUCAAGCGAAAUGGUGGAUUAUUAUUAGAGAAACAAUUGUCGUCAGGUGAAGUUAAUGUUGAGAAAAUCAAGCUAUUCAAAUCAAAGGAGUUGGAGACGUCCACUGACAAUUUCAAUAUUGAUAGAAUUCUUGGCCAGGGAAGCCAAGGUACUGUUUAUAAAGGCAUGCUGACUGAUGGAAGAAUUGUUGCUGUGAAAAAAUCUAAAAUAGUGGAUGAAAGCCAACUUUCAGAUUUCAUCAAUGAGGUUGUCAUUCUUUCACAAAUCAACCACAGAAAUGUCGUUCAACUAUUGGGUUGUUGUUUAGAGACGGAGGUUCCCAUUUUGGUUUAUGAAUUUAUACCUAAUGGAAACCUUUCCCAGUAUAUCCACGAGCAGAAUGAGGAGUUUCCACUUACAUGGGAAGUUCGCUUACGAAUUGCCAAGGAAAUUGCAGGAGCUCUUUCCUAUUUACAUGCUUCAGCUGCCUUUCCCAUUUAUCACAGAGACAUCAAGUCUACCAACAUACUCUUGGAUGCAAAAUACAGAGCAAAAGUUGCUGACUUUGGAACUUCAAGAUCAGUUGCCAUUGACCAAACUCACCUUACCACACUUGUACACGGCACAUUUGGUUACAUGGACCCUGAAUAUUUUCAAUCAAGCCAAUUUACGGAGAAAAGUGACGUGUAUAGCUUUGGGGUUGUCCUUGUUGAGCUCUUGACGGGACAAAAACCAAUUUCUUUUAGAAGGUCACAAGAAGAAGGCAAAAGUCUAGCCGCAUACUUCAUCAUUUCGAUGCAGUUAGAUCGCCUAUUUGAAAUUCUUGAUGCUCAAGUUGUAAAAGGAGGGUCUAAGGCAGAUAUCAUCACAGUUGCUAACCUUGCAAGGAGGUGUUUGAAUUUGAGUGGAAGGAAGCGCCCUACAAUGAGAGAGGUCACGGCAGAACUGGAGGGGAUUCAAAUGUCAGAAAAAACUUCAAUUGUUGAACAAAAUUAUGAAGAAGUUGAAUAUGUUCGAACUGAAUCAAUUGAGCCUUGGGAUGUCGUUUCAAGCUCAACAGGCACAAAGCCAGGUUUGGAUGGUGGUCCUGCUUCAUCAUCACAUGAAGUUCCACUAUUACCUUUCAUGUCACGCUGAACAAUAAUUAAAUAUUUCUUAACUGUAAUAUUCUAAUGCUUGUUCUAUUCCAUAUAUGUUAUGUUUUUCUCCUUCCUUAACUUUUCUGAUCAGAAUGUGAUUGCAGUUUCAA